UCCGAGGCUGCAGACUCAGAAACAGCAUCACUGCUUUUUAAACAAUGACUGAACCCAGGGGUCAGAUGAAGAGUUCAAAUGCUACAAGCAGCACUGUGUUGGAACUGCAGUCUGCUUCAUUCGACCCUGAUGUCUCAUCUUUGUCUUUGCCUCCAAAACUUGGCCAGAGCAACUUCCGAAGAGUCAGCCGCACAGAGGACAGUGACCCCUACCCGAUCCCCGGCCUGGCAGCAGACACCCUGCACAUGCGAGUGAAAGAAGGAAGCAAGAUCCGCAAUUUGCUGCAGUUUGCAACUGCUCGCAUGCAAGGGGAGGGAAAAGAUGGGACAUCGCUGAGACAGGUGGUCUUCACCGGCUCAGGUAGAGGAGUCACCAAGACCAUCACCUGUGUGGAGAUCUUGAAACGUAAAGUGGGUGAGCUCCACCAGGUGUCCAAGCUCUACUACAAGACAGUGAAUGAGGUCUGGGAGAGUCCACAGCAGGGAGCACCAGGUAUAACCGUGCAGAGGACGGUCCCUGCCAUCUGUAUCCUGCUCUCUAAAGACCCUCUGGAUCCCCAGGAGCCUGGGUACCAACCCCCCCAAACCCCCAGUGUUCCCACAGAGGACGCAGAGAAACGUAGAGCUCUGAUCAGUCCGUCCUCACAACACACCGCCAAGAGAGUCUGUCCGGAUGACUGGAGUGUGUGUUCUCCGAGGGCUGACCCCUCGUAGUCGAUUAGUCGACUAAUCGGUUGUUUGGAUUUUAGUUGACUAAG
Messenger RNA from Sebastes umbrosus (honeycomb rockfish), 757 nucleotides. Its product is annotated as ribonuclease P protein subunit p25-like protein. Gene Ontology annotation, cellular component: ribonuclease MRP complex. Gene Ontology annotation, biological process: tRNA 5'-leader removal. Gene Ontology annotation, molecular function: RNA binding. The record is from RefSeq and is a predicted model, not a curated record. Bases 45 to 713 code for a protein of 222 amino acids. NCBI's taxonomy places the organism in Eukaryota, Metazoa, Chordata, Actinopteri, Perciformes, Sebastidae. The transcript has a single exon.